Trichobilharzia regenti is the source of this 2667-nucleotide messenger RNA. The record is from the annotation of a GenBank genome assembly. NCBI's taxonomy places the organism in Eukaryota, Metazoa, Platyhelminthes, Trematoda, Strigeidida, Schistosomatidae.
AUGGAUAAUUCGUUUACGAUGGAGGGUCCUUUAAGUAAAUGGACGAAUCUCGUUAACGGAUGGCAAUAUCGUUGGUUUGUCUUAGAUAUCAGUCUGGGUGUCCUGUCUUACUAUACGUCGAAAGAAAAAAUGAUGCGGGGUGACAGGCGGGGAUGUGUUAAGUUAAAAAAUGCUCAGGUUGGGAUUGAUGAUGAGGACGACAGUACGUUCACCAUUACUGUUGAUCACAAAACAUUUCAUUUCCAAGCUCGUGACUCAGAUGAACGCCAGAAAUGGUUAGAUGCUUUACAAGAGGCUAGAGAUUUACAUACACAGAAUUAUGCUCUUCUUAAUCAGACUAAUCGUUUACUGGAACAUCCUUGUUGUCUUUCGGAAUUCGAUCGUCGUAUAGUAGAAGCAGAUGCGUAUUUGCAAAUCUUGAUAGAUCAGCAUGAGCAAUUAGUCAGCCAUCUUCCAUCGUCAGACGAAUGUAGACCUGAGAUUGUGGGGGCUGUCACUUUACGGAUGCAAAGACUCAUUGAGUUGGUGAAGAAAACGAUCGUCUGUCUCCAGUUCGCUAGAGGUACCGUUACUGCCUCUUAUCGGAUACCGAUUAAUUCAAGUGAUGCCUUUAUCUCAGAUGGUGUUGACGUCCAACGUUCUAUACAUUUCGACCAGUUUGCUGCAUCGAAUUGCGGUAGUUCUCUGAGAAAGAAAGAUUACGAUUUGAAAGCACCCACUACACAUCAAACAUUUGCAUACAGCCGAAGCGGUGAAGGAGAUGGAGAAAAUACUUUCCUUACUUGUCAGGAAUCUUUAUAUGGCGCUUCUCCUGUAAUGCCAAAACCUCCUUCGAGAAAACACUCUGCACGUAAUUCUCGACGUUUAGAAAAGGGUAAAAUACACAAACGCCCAUCUUCUACUACUGAAUCGUCCAUUGAAUGUACCUCUAUAAGCUCCAACGUUGAAAAUCAAACAGCUAUUUCUUCCUCGCUUCCCACUGGUGGUAUCAUUAUAAAAGGAAAUUUCGAUAUUUUAGAUUCCCCGUCUUUGAAUUAUCAACCGUUGUCUAUAUCGAGAAUGCCAGUUAGAUCAUAUUCUUCUUCGGAUGAUGAUCGUGCUCCGUUGGAUCAAGAAGAAGACGACGAAGAAUUCUUCGAUACUCAAGAAGACAUUUCUGCGACCUGUACUUUGUCCAAUUCUCCUCAUCCAAUGAAAGAUAGUACAAAUAUGAAUACAAAUAUUCAUUCCAAUCCAAUUGCUCCUGUGACAAAAACAGGUCGUUAUCGUGUCAGUCAGUCAUCUGCUAAUAAUCAGUCAGAUUUAUCUUCAGAUGAUGUCUUUGAUGAACUAUAUGAUGAUGAAAAUGAAGAGGAAUUGGGCUCUGUACAGUCCCAUGGAUCUGUGAUUACACAUCUACUUUCUCAACUUCGGAUUGGAAUGGACCUGACUAGGAUCACCCUACCGACAUUUAUUCUCGAACGUCGUUCUACACUAGAAAUGUAUGCAGAUUUUUUAGCACAUGCUGACUUAUGGGCUGUCAUUCCUGAUGCUCCAACACCGCGUGAUCGUAUGGUUGCCUGUCUACGUUGGUAUUUAUCGGCAUUUCAUGCAGGCAGACGAUCAUCAGUUGCUAAAAAACCGUAUAAUCCUACUUUGGGUGAAAUAUUUCGUUGUUAUUGGCCUGUGUCUAUUGAAAGUGGAAAAGAAUCAACCACGUCCUCAGGGAAUCAAAGGACUGAUUUAUGUCAUUCUGGUCCCGUUCCAUGGGCACCAGUGGAUUCUGUUGUUUUCUUAGCCGAACAAGUAUCACAUCAUCCGCCUAUAUCAGCUUUCUACGCUGAGCAUGUCAACAAGCGCAUAGCAGUAGAUGGACAUUUGUGGACAAAGUCAAAAUUUCUUGGCUUAAGUAUAGCUGUAGAAAUGGUUGGUUCAGCUGUUAUAUCAUUGUUAAGUCAUGAUGAAGAAUAUGUGGUUACAUUCCCAUGUGGAUACGGCAGAAAUAUUCUCACUGUCCCAUGGAUCGAAUUGGGCGGGAAAACUAGUAUUAUAUGCUCAAAAACCGGUUAUGUGGCCAACAUUGAAUUUCGAACAAAACCAUUUUAUGGCGGGAAGAAAGAUUCUCUACGUGCUGAAGUUUUUGGACCCAAUGACAAAAAACCGUUUCUCACAGUUGAAGGUGAAUGGAAUGAUAAAAUGUGGGCCAAAUGGUCUCAUGGGAGAAAUGAAUUAUUCAUUGAUACGCGUAGUCUACCAACAGUCAAGAAGCAUGUUCUACCGAGAUCUCGUCAGGCAGAAAAUGAAUCACGGCGUUUAUGGGAAGAAGUGACGUAUAAUCUGAAAGUGGGGAAUAUUGAUGCUGCUACCGAUGCGAAACACCGCUUAGAACAACGACAACGUGAUUUAGCUCGAAUGAGAAGAGACAGUAAAAACACAUGGACUCCAGAGCAUUUUCGUGGAGAAGGAGAGAACUGGAUUUACAGACACCCUUUGAUACAACGCCUAAAUCAAUCACCAAAUAAGAGUAAUGUUACAGAGUCACAGAAUGUUAUCUCCAACUUAUUAAGCAGAUCUGAUAAAAGUGUUAAUAUGUUACCGUGCGACAAACCGUCAACUGAUUUCCCUCAAUUGAGUCGUGCUACUACAUCUAAGAUAUUAGAGUCUACAGCUGAACAAUCUCUUAAAUAA